AUGCCCAUUCUAAUGCUGACGGAGCUGCCAUUUGUGAUGUCAGCUGGUGAUGUCACAAUAUCAAGGACAUCAGCAAUCCACCCAGAUGCUUUCCACCACCUCAGGAACUCUCAUCCAGGAGAAGAGCUUGCUCCAUGCACUACCCUUGAGAGGACAAUGGAGAACUUCUCCCUGCUCACAAUUUCUGGACCAUGUCUACCCAGCUGCACUAUGAAGAGCACUCCUGAUCUGCCAUCCCUCAAGGGCACCUCCAGCCUGCCAGCUUGUGUCCUCACCAAAGUCCACAGCAAUGAGUCACCAGGGCGUAACUGCAUCAUCUACUGGCCCUGGUUUUCCCCAUACAGCUACUUAGUGGACAUGGACAAAACAGGCCAGCUGGGAGCCUGCAGCUUUCCAGGUGCACUGGCAGACAGUGACUGGGACACUGACCAAUCUGAGGACCUCUCAGAGAGCAUCUCCUCCUCCUCAUGCUCCCUGGAGAAGGCUCGUCUCCAUGAGAGCAGCAGGAAAACCAGUUCUGGCAGGGAAGCCCGAGACAGCAUCACCUCCCGGGACAUCCUCACAGCUUCGAAGUGGCAGCCAUUGCCUCACAAUGGCUACAAAUGUGUGGCAUGCUGCCGCGUGUUCCCCACCCUGCAUGCCCUCAAGACUCACAUCAAGUGCAGCUUCAAGGAGGGCUUCAGCUGCAAGGUGUAUUACCACAAGCUCAAAGCCCUGUGGGUGAAGGAGCGCAAGGCCCGACCUGAUGAUGGGCUACCCUUCAACACCACCAAAAUGCCCAAGUGAUCCAGACCAGCUUGGGUGCCCUGUCUCCACUGUUACCAUUGUGGGGACAGUAUAAUGCACUUCAUUCCCUAUUA
Messenger RNA from Alligator sinensis (Chinese alligator), 860 nucleotides. It is a transcript of the gene SPATA46, whose product is annotated as spermatogenesis associated 46. The transcript has 2 exons. Lineage: Eukaryota; Metazoa; Chordata; Crocodylia; Alligatoridae. The coding region runs from base 1 to 786 and encodes 261 amino acids. The record is from RefSeq and is a predicted model, not a curated record. Gene Ontology annotation, biological process: fertilization. Gene Ontology annotation, cellular component: nuclear membrane.